AUGCCAACUUUGUUCCUCUAUUUCUUCCUUUUCUUAUUCACUACCACUGUUACUAAACUCAUCCCCACAGUUCACAGCAACUGUAUUGAAGCCCAUAGACAAUCAUUGCUCCAUUUCAAACAAAGUCUUGUACUAUUUGAUUCCUCCAAAUCCUCCAAGCUUAUCACAUGGAAUUCGAGUACCGAAUGCUGUUCUUGGCUCGGUGUAACUUGCAGCACUAAUGGGAGUGUUGUUGGUCUUGAUAUCAGCAACGAGUCUAUCUCAUGCUACAUUGACAAUUCAAGCAGUCUCUUUCAACUUCAACAUCUUCAGAGCCUCAAUUUGGCUGAUAAUGACUUCAGAAGCUCCUCAAUUCCACCUGCAAUCGGAAAGCUUACAGAGUUGAGGUAUCUGAAUUUACGUGAUGCUUCUUUUUCUGGGGUUAUUCCCAUUGAGAUUUCACGCUUAACUAGGCUGAUAACUCUUGAUCUCUCUAGAAAUGGCUACCACUCUUUAGAAGUUGAGAACCCAAAUUUAAGCAUGCUAAUUCAAAAUCUCACAGAGCUUACAGAGUUAUAUCUUGAUUUAGUAUGGAUGCGAGGACUGGGGAGUGACUGGUGCGAAGCCAUAUCAUCUUCACUUCCGAAGCUGAGGGUGUUGAGCUUUUCUGAAGGUGAUCUUUCAGGCCCUAUUUGUGAGUCCCUUGCAAAGCUUCAAUCUCUGUAUGAGAUUGACUUGUCAUCCAACUCCUUCUAUGCUCCGGUUCCAAGAGUCUUUGCCAAUUUUUCAAACUUGACUUACUUGAGUCUUUAUAAUUCUAACUUGCUCGGAACAUUCCCUAAAGAGAUCUUUCAGAUACCUUCCCUGCAAACCAUUCACCUUUUUGAAAAUUUUGAUCUUAAUGGUUCAUUUCCAGAAUUUCCAAACAAUGGGUCUCUUCGAUCCUUAAUUGUAGAUGGGGUAAGUUUUUCAGGUGACCUACCCAACUCUAUUGGAAAUCUUAAAAUGUUGUCAAGCAUAGAUAUUUCAAAAUGCAAUUUCACUGGAUCAGUUCCCAAGUCGAUUGAAAACCUCACACAAUUGGCUUACCUGGACAUGUCAGGGAACAUAUUUAAUAGUCCCAUUAGUUCUAUUCACUGGGAAACCCUUGUUAAUCUAGAAACCCUCGAUUUGAGCAAUAAUCAACUCUAUGGGACUAUUCCUUCAUCUGUUGUUUCUCUUCCCAAACUGGAAAGAUUAACACUAUCCCACAAUCGGUUCUCGGGUCAAGUCCCUGAAUUUUCCAAUACCUCUUCACACUUGCUUGACACCCUUGAUUUGGAAAACAACAAUUUGGAAGGACAAAUACCAACAUCUAUCUUCAAUCUUCAAGGGCUUACGUCUCUCCAACUUUCUUCAAACAACUUCAAUGGCUUCCCUUUCUUGAGAAAUCAGUCCAUAUUAUUCUACUUCUUGGACCUUUCAAACAAUCAGAUUCAAGGCGAGAUACCUAAUUGGAUAUUGAGUCUCAAAUCUCCUCUCUCCCUUGAUCUUUCUGGCAACUCCUUGGCAAGUCUUGAAGCUCCUCUUCCAAAUUCCACUUCUGCUUUAUCUUCUCUGGACCUUCGUUCCAACAAGCUUCAAGAUAUCCAUUCCUCAUAUUCCUUCCUUCAGCUUGAUUAUUUGGGAUUAGCUUCUAACAAGUUGACAACAUUCCCAGACUUCUUGAGAAAUCAAUCCCAUUUAACCGACUUGGACCUCUCAGACAACCAGAUUCAAGGACAGAUACCCAAUUGGAUUUGGAUUUUGGAUUCUCUUCAAAAACUAAAUCUUUCUUGUAACUCCUUGGAAAGUUUAGAAGCUCCUCUAGUUAAUUCUACCUAUGUUCUGUCAUCGGUUGAUCUUCAUUCAAACCAACUUCAGGGACAUUUCCCCUUGUUCUUAACUAGUAGUUAUCUAGAUUAUUCAAGAAAUAAUUUUAGCUCUAGUAUACCGACUGACAUUGGUGACUUCAUGAUUGACUUUGAUGACUUAUUGGCUAAUGGGUUUUACCUUUCUCUUUCAAGCAAUAACUUUCACGGGGCCAUUCCAAAAUCAAUAUGCAAUCUAAGGGUUGAGGUUCUUGAUCUGUCCAAUAAUACCUUGAGUGGAAACAUUCCCCAAUGCUUGACUCAAUUAUUUUCGCUUUCAGUCAUUGAUUUGGGGAGAAACAACUUGAGUGGCACAAUUCCGGAUAAUUUUCUCAACGGUUCUCGGCUACAAACUCUCGACCUCAGCAACAAUCAGAUACAAGGUCGAUUUCCGAAAUCUCUUGUCAACUGCUCAAGGUUAAAGGUUUUAGACAUUGGAAAUAAUAACAUAACUGAUACUUUUCCAUGCGUUUUAAUGAGCAUAUCCACCUUGCGUGUCCUUGUUCUCCAGUCCAACAAGUUUUAUGGAAGCAUUGGAUGUCCCAAGACCAAUGACACCUGGCCUGUGCUUCAAAUAAUAGAUUUAGCUCAUAACAACUUCAGUGGUGAUAUGCCAGGAAGAAUGUCUCUGUCAUGGCAUGCUAUGGUGUCUAAUGACGAUGAUUCUAGAACUAACGUUGAAUAUUCUUAUUAUCCGACGAGUAGGAAUAUGAAAACGCAUAGUAGAGGUGGUGGUUCGUAUUUUAUCAUUUAUUAUAGAGAUGCAAUUACGACUACCAUCAAAGGUUUAGAGUUGGAUGUGGUUAGGAUUCUAACUAUAUUCACCUUGAUUGACUACUCCUCCAACAAAUUCAACGGAUCAAUACCUGAGGAAAUCGGAGAGUUGAAAUCACUAUAUGUCCUCAAUUUAUCCGGUAAUACUUUCACCGGAAAAAUCCCAUCAUCAUUUGGUAAGAUGCGACAGCUGGAGUCCUUAGAUCUCUCAAAGAACCACUUAAGCGGCCAAAUUCCCCCACAGUUUGCAAAUCUAACUUUCCUUGCAUUCUUGGAUCUCUCAAAUAAUGAACUGGUCGGGAAGAUCCCAACCAGCACUCAAAUUUCAACAUUUCCAAAUACCUCCUUCGAAGGUAACAAAGGAUUAUGGGGGCCUCCUUUGACAGUGGAUGCAGUAUUGCCACCACCAAUUUCAAAUGGAAGCUCAAGUCAUCCCAAUUCUGGAGAUGAGAUUGAUUGGGAUGUUAUCUGUGUUGAAAUUGGAUUUACAUGUGGGUUUGGAAUUGUCAUCGGGUCACUUUUGUUUUGCAAAAGUUGGAGGAAAUGGUAUUACAGAACUAUGCGUAGUAUUCUGUUCAAGAUAUUCCCUCAGUUGGAGCAGAGAUUUGGUAAUCAUAGAAGACACGUCUACGUAAACGUAAGGCGUUGA
This is a messenger RNA of Rosa chinensis, 3291 nucleotides long. Its product is annotated as receptor-like protein 7. NCBI's taxonomy places the organism in Eukaryota, Viridiplantae, Streptophyta, Magnoliopsida, Rosales, Rosaceae. Gene Ontology annotation, molecular function: protein binding. The transcript has a single exon. The record is from RefSeq and is a predicted model, not a curated record. The coding region runs from base 1 to 3291 and encodes 1096 amino acids.